Messenger RNA from Saccostrea echinata, 3720 nucleotides. RefSeq names its product anoctamin-8-like. NCBI's taxonomy places the organism in Eukaryota, Metazoa, Mollusca, Bivalvia, Ostreida, Ostreidae. The transcript is spliced from 15 exons. Gene Ontology annotation, molecular function: chloride channel activity. Gene Ontology annotation, biological process: chloride transmembrane transport. Gene Ontology annotation, cellular component: plasma membrane. Bases 20 to 2470 code for a protein of 816 amino acids. The record is from RefSeq and is a predicted model, not a curated record.
UUCAUGGACGCUGUAACAGAUGAAAAUGGAGGAGUGUCGCUCGUCAGAGCCAAGGAAAGGAUUUUCGAAAUUAAAAAAUAAAUUUCGUUCACGGUUAUUUGGUAAGAAGUUAAUACAUGUUCCUACAAGUCGUCUAGUGGCAUCCAGUAAUAUUCUCCGUAACCCCAUCCCAACACAGGACUGUGAUGUACUGGUCACCUUCCCAGCAGAUACAGAAACCAGCACCCUCAUGUGGCUACUGGACCGCCUCAGAGCCAGGUCCCCCCAUCUCAUCAUCCAUGUCCGUCACCAUAGCAACACCAAAGGGUCCAUGUUUCAUCUGACAGCUUCUUAUGAAGGACUUCUUAAAGGAGCAGAAGAAUUGGGAAUACAGAAACUCCUGAAAGAGGAUCUAGGAGGUGGAAUGAGAGAAUUUUCAUUUGAAGAGCAAGAGUGCUUUAAAAAUAUUGAGGAUGAGAACCUCUUUCUUAAUAGUCAGGAGAGACAGAGCAUUAUAUGCCAUCUAUUGGAUAGUCUGAGAGCUAUUCAAGGGGAACAACUGGGGAAAGUGAAAUUUGUGGAAGGCCAAUCUAUUGUUCCAAUUUUGGAGUCCAAAAAAAUCAUUUCACAAGUGUUUCCUCUCCACUGUAAGCAGUCUGUUAAAGAGCUCAGGAAGACGUGGGUGCAGGCAUUCUUUUCCCCUCAGCCCUUAGACAAAAUAAAGGAUUACUUUGGGGUAAAAAUAGCUCUCUACUUUGCCUACCUUGGACAUUACACCCUGGCCCUGUGUUUGCCUGCUUUUGUAGGACUAGGAAUCUGGAUCAUGCAGUGGCAGGCAGACCAGGAGUGGGAUGAUGAACUUUUUAUUGGAUUUGCCUUGUUCAAUGCUCUCUGGGCCACGCUAUACCUGGAACUCUGGAAAAGGAAAAGCUGUGAGCUGACUUAUAACUGGGGUACUAUGGAUUCCCAGAAGGAGAUGUUGGAGGACCCCAGGCCCCUGUACACUGGGAGACUAGAAGUUAGUCCAGUGACUGGCAGACUGGAGCCAUUUUAUCCCUCCUGGAAGAGAAAUCUGUUUCGAUAUUUUGUCUCCUACCCUGUCAUAAUUAUGUGUCUUCUGGUUGUUUUUGUUAUCAUGCUGUUAAUUUUUGAGGUCCAAGAGUGGAUCAACUCUCUUGUUAAUAAUGGUGAUGUUCCAGGCUUUUUCUCCUUUCUACCAAAAAUCCUCCUUGCUGUGUCCAUUGGUGUUUUAGAUGAAAUUUAUAAAACCAUUGCUAAGUGGCUAAAUGACUUAGAAAAUUAUAGAAUGGAAGAAACAUACUGGAACCACUUGAUUGUUAAGUUGGUUUUGUUUCAGUUUGUGAACUCUUUCCUGUCUCUUUUCUACAUUGCGUUUUAUUUACGAGACAUGGAUAGGCUUUGUGAUCAAUUGGCAGCAAUCCUAAUUACUCGUCAAAUCAUUGGGAAUCUGAAGGAGGCUUUUUUGCCAUAUCUACAGUGGAAAGCCAAACUCUACAAAGUGGGAUAUGAAAUGACAAAAGAUCUCAUCAUUCCUGAGGGAAAGACAGUCUCCUCUUAUUGCAAGGAUUCAUCUAAUUGCAAGGCUUCAUCAAAUCUGGAUAUUCCAGAAUCCAGUGUGAAUGACCAGGAGUUAUCUUCUCCUGAUCAGCUUAGCACUGACAAGUGUGAAUCUGUUAAUGGGGAUUUUGUUGAGAGUGACAGUGUUCAGGACUCUUGUGAUGUUAGACAAAGAAGAACAUGUGAAGGAGAAAUACAGGGAGAUGAUGAACUCUUGGAUAUCAAAGAAAAACAGAAAAAACCUCUCUCCCUCACUCAGGCUGAGGUGGAAAGUGCCAUGAAACAGUAUGAGGACACCUUAGAAGACUACCUAGAAAUGUUUAUACAGUUUGGUUAUGUGACCCUCUUUUCCUCUGCCUUCCCUUUGGCUGCCCUCUGUGCACUGCUGAACAAUAUAGUGGAGGUCAGAAGUGAUGCCUUUAAACUCUGUAUGACAUAUCAGAGACCUUUUGGUAGAUCUGUAGAGAACAUUGGGACAUGGCAGGAUGCAUUGGAGUUGAUGGGAGUAAUUGCUAUCAUAGUAAACUGUGCUCUGAUUGGAGUAUCGGGUCAAGUUCAGAGAAUGGUUCCAGGGGCCUCCAUAGAAACUGUCAUUCUUAUCAUUGUUCUUUUAGAGCAUAUAAUUUUGGGACUGAAGUUCUUGAUAGCCUAUGCCAUUCCAGAUAUUCCAGAAACCAUAGAAACCAAAAGAGCCAAACUAGAGUUCCUAAGGAGGGAAGCUCUUAAAAAAUUUGAGGCAGAGGUGCAGUGUAUAGCAACAAGUAGUUCAGCUGAAAUCCGGGAGAAGAUACUGGCUCGACAGAAAUUUCGUCGUGAGAACCUGCAUCAGAGUGAGACUAAACAAGAAGCCACAGAAACUAUUAUAAACACAAUGGAACAAGAAGUAUCUAGUGACAAAGAGGCAGCAGUCUAAGGAGGACCGUAAUAUUUUAAAGACUCAUUCCAUCUCCCUCUUCUUUCCACCUUUUACUGAUCAUGGCAUAUCUUGAUGCAGGCUAACUGGAAAAUGUUUUAAUUUUACAAUAUCCAGGAAAGAAGAAUAUUUAUACAAAAAAUGUACAUGUAGACUAAAAUAAGAUAAUAGUACAUAAAAUUUUGGUCAAAUUUCAUUCAAACUUUACAAAAAAAAUAUUCUAGGAAAAAAGUGCAUAUUAUAUUCGGCCAAAAAUGGUAAGACUGAUGUUUCUACAUUUGGAUCUGUCUCAAGAUGACAAAAUGUUUGUUAAGCACUGCAAUAUUUUCCAUGCAAUAGAAUAUCAGUAUUUUCAUGGCCAAAGUUUUUGUGAGCUUUUAAAAUAUUACAUACAUGAAAAAAAUUCUCUUUCUAGUAAGAUUAGCCAUGUGAAUAGAUAAUGAAAAUGUAAAAUGCUUGUAAAAUGUAAAAUAGCUCUCACAGUGAUUACUCUAUUUAGCCUUGAUUUUUAUUCCUUCUUGUUAAGAGAAAGGUGAGGCUUAUACAUACCUUAUGAUAUAUUAAAUCAAAUUAUUUAGCUUGUUAGAGACUUGAUUGGAUGCUUGUUGUUUUUACAGUAUAGUAUAUAAUUCUUAUAAAGGUCAUGUGUAAUGGUAAUAAGCUUAAGUACAUGUUCUUGAUGAGCGAUUAGGAUUUUAAAUUUUAGGUGUACAGUGUGAGUUUUUUGUUAUCCAUUUUAUCAGCAUUUCAAUCCCUUUUUUUGUUAACUUCCUAUUUGUAUGUUGUGUUUUAUUUUUAUACAUUUUUUUUUUAAAAAUAUCAUUUCUUUUUUAUUUGACAGGGUUAUCAUAUGAAUUUUGAUCACUUGUUCAUAUCCCAUUCAUAUUCAUACCUGUGAAUCUCAAUAUGAUCUAAUCAAUGUUAGUUUAUACCUCCACACUGCAUAAUUAUAUUUUUCAAAUUAGUGCUUCCAUUUUGUGCAAUACAGCCGUUCUGUAGCAAUAAACUAAAAAAUUGAAGCCUAUCUGAUUAACAACAAAGGAAUAAUUAUUUUUAUCUAUCUAAUGAAGUAUAUUUUAUAAUGUAAAUUCCACACAGUGUUCAUGCAUUUUAUAAGAUAUUGUAAAAAUCUUUCUUUUUUUUCUUAGACACAGGGAAUCUUAUAUUGCUCAUUGAUAUUUUAUUAAUGUGUAGAAUUUCUGUUUGUUAUCAUUAAUUUUGUUUAUGAGGAGUAAUGUAUUAUGCAUAUC